AUGACGCGACCACGGGGCGAGCCCCACGCCGGUCCUGCCAACCCCGCGCCCGGCGAGUGGAAGCCAAAGGCGGUGUCGGGGGAGCCCGGCCUCCCUCCGCCCCCCAGCCCCGGGACCCCGAGUGCCACUCCAGUCGCGUCCCCCGCCGUCCCGGCGUCCAGCCCCGUCAGUGCCACUCCCAGCCAGCGCCGGGGGGUCUCCGCCGCCACCAGCGCCAACGACGCCUUCGAGAUCAGGCCGGCCCCCAAGCCGGACUUGGAGACCAUCCCGCCAGGGGACCUCCAGGCCCGGGCCCUGGCCAGCCUCCGCGCGAACUCCCGGAACUCCUUCCUGUUCAUCCCCAAGCGCAAGGCCUCCGGGCACCCUCCCCCCGGGGGCAGGCAGUCCGCCGAGCUGCCAAAGGGAGAGGUGGGCCGGGCCUCUCAGCGCCAGAAGCUCGGAGGCCAGCUGGCGUCCGGAGGGGAUGGGGCGCCAGACCCUGAGAGGGGCCUCUCGGUGGUCCUGGGGCCAUGGCCGGCUCCCACCCUCACAGAUCAGGCUGCCGAAAGUCAGAGGCCAUCCUCCCCUCCCCUCUUCCUACCGGCCACCGCUGAAACGCAGCCCUCUGAGGGCUUGGCCAAGGACAGCCGGGAACCUGGGCGGCCAGGACUGCCGGUCACAUUCAUUGAUGAGGUGGACUCCGAAGAAGAAGCAUCCCCUCAAGAAGCCAAACUGCCCUGCUCAGGGGUUGGUGUAACUCUGCAGUACCACCUGCACCCCACCAGGCCUGGGCACCCAUUGGAACUCCAGCACCGAGGCAACAACACGUUCACAGUGGUGCCCAAGAGGAAGCCAGGGGCCUGUCAAGAACCACGAUUCAGCCAGGCCAGUGGGGAGUCCCAGCCAAGGGAAGCUGAGGAGGAGGAGGCUGCUGGCCUCUUGGGAUCCCAUGCUGCUCUGGAGAGCACCCUAAAGAAGCGCUACCCUACGGUGCACGAGAUUGAGGUGAUCGGUGGCUACCUGGCCUUGCAGAAGUCCUGCCUCACCAAGGCUGGUUCCUCAAGGAAGAAGAUGAAAAUCUCCUUCAAUGACAAGAGCCUGCAGACAACAUUUGAGUACCCUUCCGAGAGCUCCCUGGUACAGGAGGAAGAGGCAGAGGAGGAGGAAGAAGUGGAGGAGGAAGAAGAUGAAGAGGAACCUGGCUCAGAGAAGCCCUUUUCUCUCUUCCUACCCCGAGCCACCUUUGUGAGCAGUGUGGGGCCUGAGAGCCCCCGGCUCCCAGAUGGCAGCUCAGGCCUGUCCUGCUACACUCCAAAGCACUCCAUGGCCUUCAGCAGAUGGCAGGAGCAGACCGUGGUGCAGGUUCCCAGUGAGAUGGAGCCUCCAUUGAAAGAAGUCAUGCUCACACCUGCCAGUCAGAACGACCUCUCGGACUUCCGCAGUGAGCCAGCCCUCUAUUUCUGACCCCAGCGCUGCCAGGACUGCCAAGUCAUAGCUGAGGGGGGUGGCUGGGAGCCGAGGAGUCCUGCGCCCCCCCCCCCCCCCCCCGUUCUGUACCUUCAUCCUGGCUGUGCUCCACAUUUCUUCCUGUGUUUACUCCUGCUGUUGGCUAGGUCUGUCUGACCCAUUCAGGAUCUCCAAGGAAAAGUGGGGAGGGCUGAAGUCCAUCCAGUGGCCUGUCUGUGACUAGGUGAGGGCCUGUGCAGACUUGCCCCAGACCAAGGUUGCCUCCCAGCCUCCUGUCGUCACAGGUGUUUCUGGGGCAAGGUGCUGUCUGCAGGACUCUAAUCCCACCCUGAUGGAUUUAGUCUACCCUUUGUGAUAAAUGGCAGGUUUGUUUCUUGCCUCUGAUGUUGGAUCCAAUAAACCGCAUUGGAUAAGG
Molecule: messenger RNA, 1861 nt
Organism: Dipodomys ordii (Ord's kangaroo rat)
Lineage: Eukaryota; Metazoa; Chordata; Mammalia; Rodentia; Heteromyidae
Gene: Tprn
Product: taperin
Exons: 5
Coding region: 1-1443 (480 amino acids)
Biological process (GO): sensory perception of sound; auditory receptor cell stereocilium organization; stereocilium maintenance
Cellular component (GO): stereocilium base
Molecular function (GO): phosphatase binding
Source: RefSeq, a predicted model, not a curated record